UAAAUAGGUAUGUGUACUACAUACAGAAGAUAUUUUGAAUUUGUAGAUAUUCGAAAUAACCAUUAAUAAUGCCUGAUUUUGAACGCGAAAUGGAGACGUACAUCGUUAUUAAACUUCCAUUUUUCAGCGUUCCGUGAAAUAAACAAUGGAAGCAAGUCAAGAAAAGCAACUCCCUUCACGGGGGUUGAAACAAGUAAAGGUAGAUAACUGGGGAACAUUCUUUCUUCAACGACUUCAGCAACUUUAUUUUGAAGAAGAAUUACUUGAUCUCACAGUUAAAUUUCCCACUAGUGAUAUCACUGUUCAGGCUCAUCGUUUAGUCAUAACAACAUGCACAGAUUAUUUUGUGCAAUUGGAACGUGAACAAAAGGAGAAAGAUAAAAACUUUGAUGGUGUAAUCAUUAUGCCUCCAGAUAUGCCAUAUGAGUGUGUCAAGUCAAUUAUAAGUUUUAUGUACACUGGUCAAUUGGAAUAUUGGACCUCUGAGCAACAUGCUCUGUACCGCACCGCGCAGAAAAUGAAUAUGACUGUCUUAACUAAGUUGCUUGAUGCACAAUUUAAUACUGCUCCUUUACAAAAUGAUCAGUCACCAAAGUCCACUUCACGACAAGUGAUAGCAGUCUCUAAGCCUUCAACGUCUAGCACAAAACAGACAACUACACCCACUUCAUCGCCGGGACUUUCAAGUCAACCAUUGCCAGGUAGAAAAUUGCCUAUUUGGAAAAGGAAAUUAGAUACACCACCGAGUACACCGUCACCCAUCUUUGAAAUGCGAACAUUCCAUGGAAUGACCUCAACGAAUAGGCCUACAGAGGUAACUCCUGGACCAUCUCGAUUCGAUCUUCCCGAAGCCGAAGAAUUUGCACUCGGGGUAUUUUCAUCAUUCGAUGACAUCACUUACAAUACAAAACCAAUUGUUCAAGCACCAGAUAAAUAUAAAAGAGAUAAUUCACCCAGCGGUAAAUGUUCACCAGAUAGGGACAGUAAUAAAAAUGACACAACCGAAGAUGAAGAAGACGAAGGUCAUACGAACGAGAAGAGUCUGAAAGAAAUGAAUUCGGAUGACGAUUGGUCCGUAGCUAGAUGUUUUCAAAGAGGUCAAGAAACACAGCCUUCGCCGUCAAAGAGAGUACGAUUCGACCUUGAAGAGAAGGAAAACAUGGAAAAAGGAAAAUCGCCGUACAGGACAAAUUCAGACGAUUCGAUUAAUAAUCAUGCGAAAAUCAUUCGAGAGGUGUUGAAGAAGUACCCUCAUUUAGUAAAGAAUAAUACAAAUAUACGUUUAAAGAUAAUGCAGAAGGAGGCAAAAUCGUCCGAGAGUAAUUCAGCAUGCAAAACUAAAGUUUCUUACGUUGUUCUAAAAUCUGAUCACUUGAUGUCAAGUAAUAACGGCGAAGAAAAUGAAUCAAAAAGUAAUGGAAACGUCGAUGGCGGCGAGACUGGUCCUUGGAAAUGUACUAAAUGCGAUAUAGAAGAAGAAUACACAAAUUACUAUAUGUACAGAAGGCAUAUGCAAGACGUGCACGAAGAAAAAUUCGAUCCAAGAGUUUGCGAGCAUUGUGGCUACAAAGCGACCAAACGAAAUAUUCUGAUGUAUCAUCUUUAUACAAAACAUAACGUACCUCCCCCGAAAAGCAUGUGUUUCCCGAAGUGCCAGGCCUGCUCAUACGUAGCACUUUCAGAGACGCUCUUGGUAAGACAUCAGAUAAAUCAUCAUCAUCGUCCAUCUCGUCAGCAUUCAUCAACGACAGACGAGCUUCAAUGCACGCAGUGUUCGCAAACGUUCAAAGAUGUCCACGAAUUAACAGCGCAUGAAAUUAAUACCGGCCACGGAAAUCUGUCGGAUGGAAAGGAUAAAGGUCAUCGUUGCUCUCACUGUGGCAAAGUUUUCGUACGCGCUACAAACUUGCAAGUUCACCUCGAUUGCGUACACAAGGACUUACGAGAUCCGGAAGCGGCGUCCUCGCGACCAGUUUCAUCGGUACCUUCAUCGGAAGCGGAGGCCCUUAGUCACGUUGCGAGCGGAAUAGCAGCUUCCUUGGGUGUUGGAGAAAAUGCUUCGGCAGAAUCUCCAGACAUUGGGGAAAACGAGACAGAGUACGUGGUGCCGGAAAUGGAAUUAAACACUAUGACAAACGAGAUAACCUACACCACUCACGGGCUUGGCGAGCAGCCCAUGAUUAUGCUUAUCGAUAAUGAAAAUUAUCAGCAAGGAGAAGGCGAACAACAACAGUUGCAACCGCAACAAUUGAACAUUUCCGACAACGAGCAGAUCGUAAUGCAGGGUACAGAAGAUGGAAUGAUCGUUUAUAUUCAUGGAAACGAGGAAGGAGACCGACAAACGUACGAGCAGUAUCAGUCAGGAGAUAUUACUGAGGAAACUGAAGAAAUAGUGGAGGAGGUCGUUGAAGAAGUAGAAGAAAAAGUAAUGGAAGAAGAGGAAGAAGAAGAAGAAAUGCAAGUCGAACAGACGGAAAUGUUGGAGGAGAAUGUCGAGCAAGUGGAGGAGGUUAUACAGUACGUAGAAGAACAGACGGAAAUAGUGGAAUAUGAUGAGCAGUGUAGCGAACAAAGUAACAGUGCAGACGAGCCUCAAGAAUCGGUUAUGAUCAUCGAAGAAGAACAUGUCGAGGAAGCAGAACCUGAUGCUGAAAGGAAUGAUAAAGAAAAUGAAGCAACAGCAGCAACAACCACAACUACAACUUCAACAACAUUUACCGAGUGGGACGAGGAUAGUAGAGAAUUAGUUGAAUCAUAAAUAACAAUAUUAUUGCGGUAAAACGAUCGGCCAGCAAAUCCAACUCCCGAAGAUCUUGAGUUCAAAUCCUGCCGUUCGCAUCCUCUUUUUUUCUAGACUAUAUUACACAGGCUUUAUUCUUUCUUAUUUUUCAUAAGUGUCUAUGAUCAACAAAAGAAUAUGUUUCAGUUGCAUUUCAUUCCGUUUCUUCGAUCUAUUUCCGUAUAGUGAAUUAAGAAAAUCGAUUUCAGUAUAAAAAUAAAAUGUAAAUGAACAAUCUUACCUAAAGAAGAUUAAUUAUUACGAACGAAGCUUUUACGAAAUGAUGAUCCGAUUUGCGUAAAUUGUGUUUGAACAAUUGCUAAAAUGGUAAUUUUAAGCGAGUCUUCAAUUUCUGGAGUUCUUAUUUAAUUAAUCACAUUUAUCGAGAGUUGUUUAUGAAUUUUUUAUAUUUUCGAUAAUUGUAAAAUUUGUUUGAACUUAUACUUGUACAAGCGUUUGUCAAUGAAGAAACGUGCAAUGAAAGCCAGAAAAGGUAGAAGCAUGGACUUUAUAUGUUUAACCGCUGAUUGCACAUGUUCAAUACGAAUAUUUGAAAUAAAAUGAUUUUAAAAAUUCG
Hylaeus volcanicus is the source of this 3356-nucleotide messenger RNA. RefSeq names its product centrosome-associated zinc finger protein CP190 (gene Cp190). The coding region runs from base 146 to 2758 and encodes 870 amino acids. The transcript is spliced from 5 exons. The record is from RefSeq and is a predicted model, not a curated record. Gene Ontology annotation, molecular function: protein binding. Lineage: Eukaryota; Metazoa; Arthropoda; Insecta; Hymenoptera; Colletidae.